AUCCCGUACCAUGAUGAUCGCCAACAGGUUUAUUCUAAUUGGUUCCGUUUUAUGUGCCGGCAUUUUGCUUCUCUGUGAUGCGCAGAGCAGCACAAAUCGAAGAUUCCAAAAUCCAUCAUCGGAAAUAUUGGUGUACGAUGCCGAAAGGGCAAGUUGGAUAUCCGUCGAAACGAAUCACUCGCCCACAUCGCAAGUCGCGGCUCAGGGAGUGCGACCAUCAUCUGUGGUAGGACCGAAUAUAUCCGGUAACUCGCAAGGGUCGGACCGAAGGAAUAAUCCAAAUGAAGGAUUCCAAAAUCCAUCAUCGGAAAUAUUGGUGUACGAUGCCGAAAGAGCAAGCUGGAUAACCGUCGAAACGAAUCGCUCGACCACAUCACAAGUGGCGGCCCAGGGAGUGCGGCCAUCAUCUGUGGUAGGACCGAAUAAGUCCGGUAACUCCCAAGGAUCGAACCGAUGGAAUAAUCCAAAUGAAGGACCCAAAUCACCACCGCAAACAUCAACAAUUUUGGUAUACGAUGCUGAAACUGGAAACUGGAUAAAUGUCAAAGUUGAUCGUACGAGAUCACCGGCAACAGCAGCUCAAGAUGAAGUUAGGCAAUCAGCAGCAGGACAACCUCAAAUCAACUCACGUAAAACACCAAGUGGGCAUGGAACACCUAACAAAAUAAAAGUAUACGAUAAUGGUCAAAUGAGACAGGUGGAUGUUAACACUACUCGAGUCUCUACCGAUCAGUUCAAUCAGCAGAGGGGUUCAUUCGGUGGAUCAACUAGCAUUAACCAGAUGCCGGUGUGGCGUCAAGAGUCGAGUGAGCAGGCAAACGAAAAUUCAGAAGAAGCAUGGGUCCCGGUCCAAAAGAAGCGAAAAUUUUUUGGAUGAUCUAUUUUCGGGUAGAGCUUAGGAGUGCCCUAAUUGUUGGAUUUUAAACUUUCACUAUGACUUACGUUUAAGAGGGAGUACACAUAUUUAAGAAAAAAAAAACUGCCAUAAAUAAAUUCAAAUGUAGCUUCAUUUGAAGUUGAAAA
Messenger RNA from Uranotaenia lowii, 1023 nucleotides. RefSeq lists its product as uncharacterized. Lineage: Eukaryota; Metazoa; Arthropoda; Insecta; Diptera; Culicidae. The record is from RefSeq and is a predicted model, not a curated record. The transcript has 5 exons. The coding region runs from base 11 to 877 and encodes 288 amino acids.